GAUGUGGAUGUUCAGCAAGAGAUUCUCCAGUAUGGUGUGGACCAGAGCCUACCAACAUUCACUGAUGGAGAAGAUGCUGUCAGCUGGUGGGCAGAUGUUUGACACAGGAAGGUACCCAGCACUCACCAAAACAGCACAGGCAGCAUUGUCUGUGUUCCAUGGGCCACUGAUUGAGUCAUCUUUCAGUUACAUGUCAGAAAUCAUUGACUCAAAAAGUGGCAGCAUGAGCAUCAGCACUCUGAGUGCCAUCCAAACUGUGAAACACACCAUGCUGACCCAAAAGAAGACUGCAGUAGAAAUGUUCAAUAGAGAAGACAUAAAGUAUGGGCCAGUGGAUCAGAAGAUGUGUCAAAACAUCCUGUCGGCUGGAAGUAAGGACAAAGCUUUAAGAAAGCAAGCAGCCUUGAAGGAGAUGGAGAGACGGAGGGUGUCCGACUGCCAGCCAUCCUCAAGCGCUGCCGCAGCCAGAAGAACCAAGGCAGAAGAGGAGGCUCUGGCCAGAAGGAGGCAUGCGGCCAAACAACGAAAGCGAGCUUGUGAAACCCUUGUCCAGGCUAAGAAGAAAAAAAAUGAAUGUUUUUCAAAAAAGAAUGACGACCUUGAGAAUCGCUCACGCCGUUCUAAUUUACGCAUCAUUGGGCUGGAAGAAAAGGCGGAGGGUGUCGAUGCUGAAUCCUUUCUGGAGAAUUGGCUUACCGAAGUCCUUGGAGCAGAGAACUUUCCCCACCCGCUGAGGAUCGAGCGAGCUCACUGCAUCGCGGUUACUCCGCCUGGCUCUUCAGGCAAGCAGAAGCCGGCCACUGAACGUCCUAGACCACUCAUCGCGAAAUUCCUGAACUUCAAAGAUAAAGUUCGGGUGAUGAAUGCGGUACGGAAGAAGAAGGCGAUUAUGUACAACAACCGACAGGUAAAGUUUUUCUCAGACUUUUCCUCCGAGGUGCAACGCCAGAGGAACGCCUACUAUGCGGCAAAACAGACUCUACACUCCAAGGGAAUCGAGUACAGUCUUCAGUAUCCUGCCAAGCUCCGGGUGACUUAUCUGGGCAAAGAUAUCGUCUUCCAGACGCCCGGAGAAGUGGAUAAGUUUCUUCACAGCAUUGAUGAUGAAUCUAUUUCAGAGUCAGAGUGA
Molecule: messenger RNA, 1129 nt
Organism: Neoarius graeffei (lesser salmon catfish)
Lineage: Eukaryota; Metazoa; Chordata; Actinopteri; Siluriformes; Ariidae
Exons: 3
Coding region: 2-1129 (375 amino acids)
Biological process (GO): retrotransposition
Cellular component (GO): ribonucleoprotein complex
Molecular function (GO): single-stranded RNA binding
Source: RefSeq, a predicted model, not a curated record